AUGGGGGGGAUUGAGGUGUUGAGUCACGGUUGUGUUACACAAGAAUUAUCCCUGAAAGAAAGUCAUAUCAAUACCCCUAGGCAAAACAUAUCUACCCCAGAAUCGCCAAAUCGUACCUUGCGGAGCAGCCGGCUCUCAGCGACUCGACAAUCAACUUUAAUACAGACCUCGGUGCGCGAGUUGGGAACUACUGGUGCUACAGAGGCGUGUUCAUACCGUGCGUAUCUUCGGCGCAUUCGUGGAUCACCAGCAUAUUGGUUUCUUUAUGAUCAGAUGCACAUUUUUGCUGGAUUUCCAUAUGAUCCACCCACCUAUAAUCCUGUGAACCCAGUCUCCAUCUUGGAAGUAGCAUCCGAUGGGUCAACCAAGCUUUUCAACUAUGAAAUCCUUGAUGAUUUGAAAAUGCAUCUCAAGAAUCCGUUUCUGCAUAAUGGAUAUGCUAGUAUGCCUAAUCAGGGAAGAAGAGUGGUCUUGCCCUCCUGGCGGGGGGUUGACUACAGAUAUAUAUUUAAUUCAAGGAAGGAGAUGCGGCAUUUAAUAGGUCCCUGGGUAUCAAUAGACACAACGCCAUGCUCUGAUUUCAACGCUAUUCGCGCUUUCGAAAACUCCUCAUAUUUAAUAACUCAUAUAUUAAGGCUCACUCUUGUCAUGUGGCGACAUUUAUUAGUCAGAAUCGAACAUUCGUUUCUUGGGGCAAUGGAGGGUAGAAUAACCUCAGACGAAGUCCAUGAUCUAACCGGGGGAAGCUUAAGUUCUCGAAGAAAGUUGGAAGAUUCUCAUUUAGCGUUUAUUUUCGUACCUUUAUCAUGUGUGGCAUUCUUUCUAGGAAUGAACGGAAUAUCACUCGAAAACAACUUCACGGCCGAGACCAAACGUGUCUUUUGGGUCUUUUGGGUCCUCUCUAUUCCUCUCGUUCUCAUUACUGUCUUCCUUGCAGUUCCUUAUCGUCUCCUUUCCUCACUAAAGCGAGCUAUAUAUCUCUUACAAAGACUUGCCGGGAUCGGCUGGAUAUACGAAAAGGAAGAAAUCGAAAAGUAUUACCCAGAAGGAGGGGGUUCAUAG
Messenger RNA from Morchella sextelata, 1062 nucleotides. RefSeq lists its product as uncharacterized. The record is from RefSeq and is a predicted model, not a curated record. The transcript is spliced from 9 exons. The coding region runs from base 1 to 1062 and encodes 353 amino acids. NCBI's taxonomy places the organism in Eukaryota, Fungi, Ascomycota, Pezizomycetes, Pezizales, Morchellaceae.